UCAUCGACUCCAACGAAUGGUUUUUCUAUGUACAUGCAAGUUCCAUCCUUGUUAGAAUAAUCUGAAACAAAAAUGCAACCUCACAUUUUGUAGACGGAGAAAGAGAUAAAGAGUGACCAUGGUUCUCAUACAACAGACACGAAUUUUGAAUUUCUUGACGAGAGUUAUGAAGGGUCGCUGGAAAGUACUAACGGGCUUGAUUAUGGCGAGAAUGAACAAAAAGAUGAAGAGGAAGAGGAAGAGGAAGACGAAGAAAGUAGUAGCUAGUAGGAAUGUUGAAGAUGACAGGGCCGGGCUUCAGGGGAAACACAACACCAACUUCUCCAUAGGGUCUAGUAAGUACCAGCUCCUAGUUCGGAAAGAGUUGGUAAUUCCUUGUUUACAAAACAAGGGUAAAUUGAGAUGUUCCCCGUUGAGGCCGAUCACUUCAGAUAGGUGUCCUUGACUGGAGUAUUCUUACUUUCACUCCUUUCGGUGCUCAACACUAGACAAUAUUAUGAUCUGGUCUCUGAUAUUAUGGGGAAAACGUACCUAUUAUGAACUCUGAAGUUUAUUGUGAGCCCAAUGGUACUGUUAAUUUCAGAUAUGAAAUCGUGAGAAAUACCCACAAUGGAAUUCCAACCUAAGCAGGAGUUCAAACGACGGUGAAUGCUGGUCAUGAGAUGGAACCCAAGGGGCAUUUAAAUUAACUUCUUGUGCGUGGAUUUGAACAUGAAGUGGAGAAAGUGAUGGAGCUAGUUACAGUGCCAAAAGAGUUUCGUUGAGCUUCACUUGGUUGAUCAGGUGAAUUCAAGCGACCAUGGGAAAGGUGAAAGGGCCACCAACCGUUGAUGAAAUCAAAGAACGUGUCAAUAUCAAACAAGAAGAAGGUAAUGUCACAAGAGAUGGUGUCAACCAUUGAUUUCCUCAUUCCUGUCGAGUUCAAGGAUCCAAUUGUGGAGUUAAAAGCGUCCUUGCCUUUCUUUUUGUUUGAAACAAAAGAAGACUAGCCUCAACUUCAAGCUUUUCAUACCAAUUCGAGGUCGAGUUCUCUCCAACCAAGGGAGCAUGAUGCGGCCCAUGGUUACAUAAUUUCAUAUGGUUGGAAGUUAUGAGACACUUGAUGGACCCAAUAAAAGUCUAUCAAAGGUUUUGACUUUUGACCACACAUUCAAUGUAUUUGAUCAUCACACAACACAUUCAUCUUAUCCUGCUAUCUAGGGAAUGGAACAGUGUUCGGCAUUAAACACAUUAGGAGCCUAUAAAUUGAUGUACUUCCAAGAGUUUGAAUGGAUUGAAUGAAUGAAGAUUUACAAGAGCUUUAAGCUUU
This is a messenger RNA of Rhododendron vialii, 1309 nucleotides long. RefSeq lists its product as uncharacterized. The record is from RefSeq and is a predicted model, not a curated record. Bases 119 to 445 code for a protein of 108 amino acids. The transcript has 2 exons. NCBI's taxonomy places the organism in Eukaryota, Viridiplantae, Streptophyta, Magnoliopsida, Ericales, Ericaceae.